AUGCACCUAGACGAUGGUCCAUUUCAGAAUGAAGUUAUUUAUCUAAUUGGGUUGAAGCACAAGAAUAUUGUAAAACUUGUAGGCUACUGUGCUGAAUCACGGUGGGAGGCAACUCAACUAAGCGGGAAAUAUGUCAUGGCUGAAAUACCAAAGAGGCUGCUUUGCUUUGAGUACCUAAAUAACAAGAGCCUUCAUAAGCACCUUUCGGAAAGUCAACAAGUAAACACAUGCAUUGUAAUAGGACUAAACUGUGUUGAUUCUGACCCCAAAAAGAGGCCGUCUGCGCUGGAUAUAAUUCAAAUGCUCAAUGCAGUAGAGAGUACAAAUAAGCAUACAUUGGACACAGAAUUUGGUACGUUAGGCUGUUCAGUUGCGACUACGGAUCAUAUCACAAUGUUGCAUAGAUCAUCCACCUCAAAAACUGCAAAUAUCAGCAGUCUGUUCACCUUCUCUGCCAAAGGAAGUAAAAUAAGUAUUCUGGCCUUCGAGGUUGCCAAUAAUACAAUUGACAAGAGCUUCAGUCUGAUUAAAAUAAUCUCCAAACAAAGCAUGGAGCAUCUCAAAGAAGGGGUGCUUAGGUCAGAAGGUGUUCGUCGUCUGAUCUCCGAAGAUCACAAUCAGUUGGUUCUUCUUGUUGAAGCUGACAUACGACAGAAGUUUAGGCGAUUUUGCUCAGAGGUUAGCCGGUUUGGAGAUCUGUGUGUAGAUCUUUCUUGGCACAAUUUGGUUAGGUAUUUCGACAGGUUGAUAUAUCAAGAGACGACAACUCAGAAAAAAUUGCUGAACGAAGAAUUGCUUUCCAAUAUACAGUAUCUUAGAAAGCAUGAAAAGUAUACAUGGGAACUGCAUGGAGAAUUACUUGUGUUGGACAAGUGUGCAGAAAGAUUUCAGCGCGAAUUGAUGGAGCAUAAUGGCAGUGGAAGAUCUGAGCGUGAUCAAAGAAAUAUGAUUCAAACCAUGCAUCGUUCAGUGAAGCAUCAAAGAUCGGUCGCAAAGAAUUUGAAAAAUAAAUCACUUUGGACCAAGACGAUGGAAGAUAUUGUAGCAAAACUUGUAGACAUUGCGUAUGUCUUAAAUUUUGAGAUCAGAAGUGCUUUCUUGAAGAACAACGGAGAUCAAUCUGUAGCGCCAGUGACCAACCUUCAUCAAACAUUAGGGCCUACUGGCCUUGCGUUGCAUUAUGCCAAUGUCAUUCUGCAGAUAAAUACAUUGGUAUUGACCUCACCUGCGGCUGUUUCUUACAAAGCUAGGGGUGCAUUGUACCAGGCACUGCCUCCAUGCAUCAAAUCAAAGUUGCGAGAUUGUUGUCGCCGAGAGAAAACGAUGACAGUAGCAGAGGUCAGAGCUGAAAUGGACAGUAUACUUCAGUGGCUUGUGCCAGUUGCAGAAUCCACAAUAUUGUACUACAAGAAUGGGGCAUUCGGUGAAUGGAUGAACAUGGUGAUGCCAGAGGAUAUAGAUGUUGAGGAACCACAUUGGCCUGGAGAAGAAGAACGUCAGACCAUUGCUGGUGCCUCUGCCAUUCAAAGGCAUGUGGUGAACAAGAUAGAGACAUUGUACUACGCUGAUAAGCGGAGGACCGAAGGUUACAUCCUGGACCUAAUUCGAGGUCUGCAUCGUCUUGUUUGCUAG
Miscanthus lutarioriparius is the source of this 1632-nucleotide messenger RNA. The record is from the annotation of a GenBank genome assembly. NCBI's taxonomy places the organism in Eukaryota, Viridiplantae, Streptophyta, Magnoliopsida, Poales, Poaceae.